AUGAAUUGCUUUGUCAAAACUUGGAGGCACUCUGCAAACAUUUCAGCCGUGGCCCGGUUAAGCUACCUUAGCGUUGACGGAAUUGUUUGGCCAGGUAUGAGUUUAGAACUGGAAACUGAUCCAAACGUGAAGGACAUACCGGCUUCGUACCAAAUUGCUUUCAAAAGUAGUAGCUUCAACUAUCAAUCAAUUUUGCUGGAGGACGUGGAGGAAGUCAUCAGAUUUUGUGGUCAUGCCUUAACCAGCUUAAAACUGUGUUUUAAAUCGGGAGCAGGGUUUACGCCCGAGAUUAUUGAAUCAAUCAAAAAAAUCAAAGGUUUAAAAAUGUUGUUCAUUGCAUCGGAUCCCUAUGGACUUCAAAAAAAUCACCCAAAAUUGAUUGAAGAUUUACUCAAUGUGACAAACGAGCUACAAUCCCUAUCACUUGACAUUGGAUCGAUCCGACCUCUGCGCUUAAAUCGCGAAGCCCUCCCCAGUUUACAACACUUGGCGGCUGCGUGCGACACGAACGACUUGAACGCCAUUACAGACUUUUGUGAAAACCACGGUCAUAACAUCAAAUGCUUAGAAUAUCUUGCGCAUCCCGGGUGCGAUAGAGCAUCCGAAGUCAUUUUGGCGUUGCGGGAUUUGCUAGAGAUUUUAUUUGUACAAUCUGUCCCAAAUCUUCUCCCGGCCGAGAUAAGUCGUUUGAGUUUUCCUAAAUUAAAGGUCAUACGAAGUAUCAGUUCGCCAGUUGAGAACCCUAGCCUGGCUUGGUUGCAACUAGACAUAUUGGCAAACGUGCAGGUUUACAUAACGGACUAUUGGUGCUCGCACAAAUAUUGGCGCAAGGGAUUGAAAGGACUCAAGAUGGAAUCGCUCAUAAAACCUGUCGAUUUCGAACACAUUGUAUUUAUAACUGGCCAUGAGCCUGGCGUGGAAGAAAAAAGAGUGUUGGCGGAAGUUUUUCGUCGCCACCACAUACAUUGUCAUUUCAAGAGUUGCUUGGACUAUAUCGAGUUGAUGGUAAGUCCUCCACUUGCUAACUUUGAAAUGUCAUUACAAUCAGAACUUGUGGAAAAGCAAUGGCCAUUUUUUUGGCCAAUUUCGAAACGCGGCUCAAAGUGA
Melampsora larici-populina 98AG31 is the source of this 1107-nucleotide messenger RNA. RefSeq lists its product as uncharacterized. The record is from RefSeq and is a predicted model, not a curated record. The coding region runs from base 1 to 1107 and encodes 368 amino acids. The transcript has 2 exons. NCBI's taxonomy places the organism in Eukaryota, Fungi, Basidiomycota, Pucciniomycetes, Pucciniales, Melampsoraceae.